Messenger RNA from Habropoda laboriosa, 1246 nucleotides. Its product is annotated as urea transporter 2-like. Gene Ontology annotation, cellular component: membrane. Gene Ontology annotation, biological process: urea transmembrane transport. Gene Ontology annotation, molecular function: urea transmembrane transporter activity. The transcript has 10 exons. Lineage: Eukaryota; Metazoa; Arthropoda; Insecta; Hymenoptera; Apidae. The coding region runs from base 1 to 1233 and encodes 410 amino acids. The record is from RefSeq and is a predicted model, not a curated record.
AUGGCCAUGACAGAACGUUUAAAAAAGUCAACGGGCAACGGUUAUUCACGCCCAGUUUUUACUGGAAAUUUUGCCAUUUUGCAAGAUUUUUUACUGGAAAAAGAAAACAUCUUCUGGAGUGUAGUACGAUUAUUCGAUUUUUUACUACGAGGUUUCAGUCAAGUAGUACUUGUAAAUAAUCCACUUAGCGGGCUACUGAUAGUGAUUUCUUUAGGUUGUACCGCACCCAGUACAUUAUUCUUCUCAGCAAUUACUGGUUUUUUAGGACUUUUAAUAUCAGUGUUGAUACGAGAUGUACAGGAAAAUAUUAUAAAUGGAUUAACAGUGUUUAAUCCACUGUUAAUUGGCGCGGUAUCGUGUAUGCUAAUACCAAAGUUCUACGGACCUUUCGACGCUUUCAGUAUAUUGUUAAUGAUUCUAGGAACAAUAAUCAGCGUUUAUCUGGCACGGUCUAUGAGAAACAUUAUGUCACUGUACAUAGCGUGGCCGUUUAAUCUGACUCAAUUUGCGUUGCUCUUUGUGCUUUACACUCAGGACAAUGGACUUAACACAUUGGAGGAAUUGCGACCAAUUAUCAGAAUGGACAAUGCAACAAGUGAUGCGACGACAAGCGAUGUCAGUUUCAUCGGGGGAAAUAUCACAAGGGACCACAUUGAUUGGGGAAUGAUAUUUCAAGGUGUUAUAGUGUCAGCGUCGCAGGUGUUCGCAGUUGAAAGCGUUGUUGCAGGAUCCGUCAUCUAUUUAGCUGUUCUACUUUCAUCUCCGACAACAGCUGGCUUUGCCUUUUUCGGUGCGCUUAUCGGUUCAUUGGCGGGUGUGAUGCUUGGUGUACCUAUCGACGAGAUUUAUUCCGGCCUUUGGGGUUACAACACUUUUCUAACAGCAGCUCUAUUAGCAGGAGCUCAUUAUAUACUUAAUGGACAAACAGCUGCAGCCACAGUUGUUGCAGCCAUAUGUACAGUGAUUGUACAGUAUUCUUUACUGUUCUUCUUCAGAAACCUGAAAUUGCCCGUAAUAUCACUUCCUUUCAUAAUGGUGAGUUCUUUGUUCCUGAGAUUAAGAAACAAUCUGGAAGAUAAAACGUUUCCAGAGGCAUUGUCUAUUUGUUUUCCGGAGGAACAACAGAGUGAUUAUCUUGUCCGUCAACGGAUACUUAUUCAGCAAAUGGACGAUCCAGAGGAAAUUGAAGACAAUACUAAAGAUGAAAAGAAUGUGACUGCAUGCAAUGUUUAACGAAUGUGACGAG